Austrofundulus limnaeus is the source of this 4863-nucleotide messenger RNA. It is a transcript of the gene mlxip, whose product is annotated as MLX interacting protein. The coding region runs from base 280 to 2805 and encodes 841 amino acids. The transcript is spliced from 17 exons. Lineage: Eukaryota; Metazoa; Chordata; Actinopteri; Cyprinodontiformes; Rivulidae. Gene Ontology annotation, cellular component: nucleus. Gene Ontology annotation, molecular function: DNA-binding transcription factor activity, RNA polymerase II-specific; protein dimerization activity; RNA polymerase II cis-regulatory region sequence-specific DNA binding. The record is from RefSeq and is a predicted model, not a curated record. Gene Ontology annotation, biological process: regulation of transcription by RNA polymerase II.
GCAGUUUUUUUUUUUUUUUUGUCAGCUGCUUUGUAGCUACGUCAGCUAUCGAACAAGAUAACACUUUUUUUUUACUUGGGCCGAUAAUGGUAAGAGGCAAAGUUUAACAUGGAUGAAGUGAGCACUCUGACUACAUGGCACAAAGUUGUCCAACUUUAACAACCGGACUCAAACAAGCGUUCUUCUCGGGCAGGCCUCAUGAAAGGGACAGUUUUAUUAUUGUCCUAGCUCGCUGGCUAACGUUAGCUUCUGAAAGUUGCCGAUUUGGCUACCGGGGAGAUGUCUCAGCCGCGGCAGGCUUACCGUCGGCCGGCGGCCAGCAUAAAACAGGAGCAGGACGACGACUCGGACGCGGAGGAGACCCACAUGAUGAUGGGGCUGAGGAAGGCGGACGGGCUGGAGCCUCAGAUCAUCCACAGCGGACACUUCAUGGUGUCGUCGCCGCACUGCGAGCACCCCUCGAAGAAGGGCUACGACUUUGACACUGUCAACAAACAGACCUGUCAGACAUAUCAUUUUGGCAAAGCGAGCACGUCGCACAUCUCCAUUGACGCUUCCCUCACUAAACUCUUUGAGUGCAUGACGCUCGCAUAUAGUGGAAAAAUAGUUUCUCCCAAAUGGAAGAACUUUAAAGGUUUAAAGCUGCUCUGGAGAGACAAGAUCCGCCUUAACAACGCCAUAUGGAGAGCCUGGUACAUGCAGUAUGUUGAGAAAAGAGGGAAUCCUGUUUGUCACUUUGUAACCCCCCUGGAUGGAAACAUGGACUCAGAUGUUCAUCGUCCUGCAGAGGUGACUGCUACAGAUGGAAAAGGCUGGAAAAGAAGAAUUGAAAUUGCCAUAAAAGAAUAUCAUAAAUGGAGAACAUAUUUUAAGAAAAGGCUACAGAAGCACAAAGAUGAGGACCUGUCCAGCUUACUUAAGGGGCCAGAGGAGCAGUUUUCUCUGUUUGGAGAAGUCUCUCCAGACAUGCUCCGUGCUUCCUUUUAUCAGGAUGAAGAGACCGCUUCACGCCGCGUGCCUCGCAAGUAUAAUGAAAUCCCCGCCCCCAUGGAGAUGGACCCCCUGUUUGACAUGGACGUUCUGAUGUCAGAGUUCACAGACACCUUGUUCUCGACGCUGGCCUCACACCAGCCCAUCGCCUGGCCCAACCCCAGAGAAAUUGCUCACGCAGGGAACGCAGACAUGAUCCAACCAGGACUCAUCCCCUUACAGCCUAACCUCGACUUCAUGGACUCCUUCGAUCCUCUGCAAGACUUAUUUCACAGCCUCCGUCAGCCUGUCUUCCCCUCUGUUUCCCCCACUGCAUCAUCUGUCACCCCUCAACCCAGCAGCAGCUCUCAGUCGCAGACCUCGUUAAUGUCCUCCUUGCAGCUCUCAGGGAACCACAUACCCCCCGUCAGCCCCCUACCCCUUCCUGCCCCCAUGGUCAGUCAGACGAAUCCAACAGGUGACGAUGAAGCUGCGUACGAGCAGAACUACGCUUCCCUGUUUGGUGGGGAGGUGGCGUCCAGCRAUCAGCCUGUGGUUCCCUCCGUCUCUCAGCCUUUAUCCCAAGACCCCCUGGUUCGAUGCCUUCCAGGCCAGAAUGUGGCCCCGGCAGCUCCCAUGGUUCCUUUACCUUUGGAACAUGCCUCAGUGCUGGACGAGGCCACACCCACCACCGUGAUCACACAUACCGCGCCCUCAACCGUCACCCCCAGCAGCACAGCCACCGCCUUCAGCCACAUCUCGGCUGCUCCGCMCCAGCUCCAGCCUCUGGCUCCGCCUCCCGCUCCUCACAAACAGCAACCUCAGGCGUUCGCUCUGCCUCGCUCMUUUAAGGCGAACGCAUCCAACAAGGUCCGUGCCGUGCAGCGGGUCGCUCCUGCCAGCACCCUCCCUCCUCCACAYGUCAUUUUUCAAGGUCAUCCCAGUGCUGUUUUUGGUACAUCCCCACCUGCUGCUGGUGUGGUCAUCACUCCACCACUUUUUGCAKCGGCCUCAGGAUUGCCUCAUUCGCAGAAGACUCCUCAGCCCAUUGUCCUAGAAAAGAAGUUGUUUUCUACUGGCCGAAAAAGUCGRAAACAAUCCUCUCCUGGCGCCGUUCACAGUCAGCCUGAGUCCAGUCAAGGGUCGCCUUGUGGUUUAGAUCAGGUUCCCAGUCCUCAGUCAAUAAUCAGCUGCAGCUCAGCUCUGGUAAAGAAUGAGCACAAUCAGAACUGGAGGACGAGCCACAUAUCUGCUGAACAAAAGAGACGCUGCAACAUAAACAUCGGUUUUAAGACGCUUUGCAACGUCGUUCCCACUUUAAAGUCCCAAUCUAAUAUUACAAACGCGGUCACUCUGCAGAAGACCGUGGAGCACAUCGGGAAGCUCCAGCAGGAGAGGCAGCAGAUCCAGGAAGAGGUCAAGAGGUUACGAGAGGAGAUCGAGGAGCUCAAUGCUUCUAUUAGCUCGUGUCAGGAGCAGCUACCUGCGACAGGUGUGCCCAUCAGGCAGAACCGCUCAGAGCAAAUGCAGGAGAAGUUCAAUGAUUACGUGAAGACCCGCACUCUUCAGAACUGGAAGUUCUGGAUUUUCAGCAUCAUUAUCAAGCCCCUCUUCGAGUCUUUCAAUCUAAUGGUAACGACAACGACCAAGGCGGAGCUGUAUCGGACCACGCUGCAAUGGCUCGAUAAUCAUUGCUCCCUCCCCGUUCUCAGACCCAUGGUUUUGAGAACGCUCCGUCAGCUGUGCACAACUACGUCUAUACUGACUGACCCCUCUCUGCUGCCUAAAGAAGCCGUCGAGGCCGUCACACCCACAGGUGACCCCAAAGUUGUCUGAACGUUUUUUUUAAUGCAUCAAACUUUAAGGAACAAAACAUAUCUAUUGUUCCUGUAAGAUGUACAGGAAUAUCGCCGUGUCUUCCAUCAAUCCACAAAUUCUCAGAGAAAUCAAGAAAAACUCUACAUUGGACUGUUUUUUUAUUUUUUUUUUUAUUUUUUAUUUUUCACUCUGAAUGAAGCUUUCGUGCCUUUGUUUUGUUUUCUGUCKACCGACAGAAAUAAUGCAGUGACUACUUUCACCUUCUCCAGGUGACAAUCUUCAAAAUACUUAAGCUGAUACUUUAGGUUUAAAAAGCACCAAAAAUGUGUUCAUUGUGGCUAUGAAAAAAUCUUCAAAGGGAAAWACUGAGUGAAUGUUGUUUUCAGAAUGAAAGCAUUUUUUUUACCAUGAGAUACUCUUGGGAAAACUUUGUUUUUUAAACUUUGCGGAGAUGAGAACUGUCGUUUUUUUAAUGUGUUUAUUGUUUUUAAAGACUCCAGAUUAGCGUGUAGAUGACCUGAGAUAAAGCAUGUAGCRUUAGAGUUUUGCUCCAUUUCACAUCCCUCAUUGACUCAGGAAAAUGUUAGAUUACCUGUUAACACUACAGCUUAUCUCAUGGUUCCUCUGUUCAUUUUGAACUUCUGCCUUUUGCACAUUCUGCCUCUUUAUUUUGAUURUUUUAAAACCUUUUUAAGGACAAACUACAACACUGUGCAGUCAGUCUUUAGUUUUUAACAGAUCGACCUGAUGGAGCAACACCGACAGUAAAUCAGCGUUAUUUACUUAUUUACACAUUAUUGAGCUUUGCAUAAAGUAUUGCACCACUGUCUCUGCAGAAGAGGUCUUUUCUUUGAUGAUGACUCAGGGCUGCACUCGCAUGCAUUCAUCUGAACAAAUGAAGACUAGAAAGAUAGCUGUCGKUCGGGAUAAAGGCUCCUGGUUUACACAACAACAAAAGCCAAAGAGGAGUUGAUUCAUCACUAUAGAGCAUUAGAGAUGUUUGAUAGAGAACUCUGCAUACUUUGUGAAGAAAUUCAGGGUGAAAGACACAGAUUGAGCUGUUAGACAUCAUUAUGGUCAAAAGURUCCUUACCUGUGGUUACUGCAGGCUGAUUUUCCUUUGUUGCUCAUCACUCCUCAGGCAGAUUUUAAAAAUUUUUUUGGCUUUUUUAUUUUAUUUUAUUUUUUGAACUGUGAGUUUACAGAAGCAAAAGGCACAAUUUUUAUUUGAUGUACGUGCCUCUUUUUGAGUGCAUCUUUUUGUGUUUCAUUGUGGUUCAAAAGGUUUGUUUUAAUGAGACGUUUUGGCUUUUCUAUGAGGGGGGAAAUAAGCAGUAAAUGAUCUAGAUUUUGCAAUGUUAAAGCGUACAGUGGUGUUUUUAUUAUGAUGCCAGUUGAAUUUUGAAGUCCUGAUGAAAACCACCUGGUUUGAUGAGUUUCUCGUCCUCAACAGUCAAUAUUUCUUUUGUUGGAAUCCAAAACUUCAAUAUUUUAUUUAAUAUUAUUUUCUAGGACAUGACAAUAUUUCAUAAAUGUCGACCAAAGUUCUUAUAUUUCCUAUUAGACCUGAAACUUAAUGUUUAAUUUUUUUAAAAUCACUGAUGUGAUUUAGGAUUUUAAAAGAGYCUUUAAACCCCAGAAUAAUGGGCGUUUCUGAAAAACAAAAUGCACCUUUUUUAUGUUUUUAUCAUUGCCUACAAAGGAUUUUAUUUUUUUUUCUCUUUGCAAUGAUUUUUGCUGWAUGAAAAAGCAGCCAUUUUUCUCACUUUAACUGGAGGUUUGUGUGAAGAUGUUAUUUUUUUCUCUCUCUGUCUUUCGGUCGUUUUUAAAUUACAACAUGUUCAAUUUCCUCUUUUAGUUGAGUGUUUUACCUGUUUGAUGUUGUACAGUUUAUCGGUGCAGAUAGGAUCUGCAUAUGUUGUUUCUUCUCAUAUUUCUGUUACUUUCUGUGUGUUUUUCAGAGGAAAAAAAAUCUAUUUUCUUAUGCUGUAUGUAUGAGUGUUCUGGGUUCUGAGAUACAUCUGCAUACAUGAUUUAAAAAAGACUUUGAAUCACAAUAAACACAAGAAAACUCAG